GCAGUGGAUCCUUCGGAACUAGACAGCAGGUUGUGAGCUGCCCCUGAGAUGUAGGGACUUAAACCCUGAUUCCUUGGAAGAACAGCCAGCUCUCUUAACCACUGAGCCAUCUCUCCAGCCUCUGUGAUUUCUUAUAUAGUACUUCUUAGACAUAUCUUUUUUAUUUUUUAAAAAUACUUAAGAGUAUGUGUUGUCUUUGUGUUCUUGAGGAAGCCAGAAGAAAGUAUUGGAUCCGCUGGAGCUGGAGUUACAGAUUCUUUGUUGUGGAUAAAUAAUUCGGUGAGAAGAUUGGUUAGCUGUAUGGACUCGUGCUUUACUAGGCUGUUCGGCCAUGGCAGCUCAUCUCACAGAUGUGGAUUCUUCAGUCAGUGCAUCUAGAAACUCACCUGUGGAAGAUGAUGAUGUUGUGUUCGUUGAAUCAAUACAGCCUCCAGCUUGUGCUCCAGCAAUAGCUGAGGAAAGAAACUUUGUAUUUGCAUCUUCAAACCAUGAAAAUCCACAAGGAAAUUAUUCCACAAUUCCUCCUCCUUUAAAAGAUUUGACUUCUCAGAAGGGAAGUAUAUCUGAAACAAUUGUUAUUGAGGAUGAAGAGGACACAGAAACAGAUGGAGGGGAGGAGAAAAAUUCUACCAAGUUUACUGAAUGGGGACCUCCUGGAAACAAAAAUAGUACCAAAAAUGUGGAUUUCUUCAUUUCCAGUCUAUCAGGAAGUAAGACCAAGACUGGAGUAGGACCUUUUAAUCCUGGUAGGAUGGAUGUAGCAGACACACUUCACAGUGGAAGAUUUGCAGCACAUUACAAUCCUGAUUCUUGGAUCUCCCAGUCAGCAUCAUUUCCUCGUAACCAGAAACAACAAGGGGUGGAUUCUUUAUCACCAGUGGCCUCACUUCCUAAACAGAUAUUCCAGCCUUCUGCCCAACAACAACCCACUAAACCAGUUAAAGUCACUUGUGCAAACUGCAAAAAACCUCUACAAAAGGGGCAGACAGCUUAUCAACGAAAAGGAUCAGCUCACCUCUUUUGUUCAACCACCUGCCUUUCUUCUUUCUCUCACAAACCUGCUCCAAAGACACCGAAUGUGACAUGUAAAAAAGAUUCUCCUAUGAAGACAACAACCAUUAUUCCUCCAGUGGAGUUAAGCAAGUCCUUACCAGAAUUCUGUAAUGCAUCUCUGUCUCCCAAUGAACACUACCAGAGUCUCAGAAAAGAAGCUUUUACUAAGUCAAGAUGUAUAAUGUGUAAUAAAUUAGGAGAGGUUCGCCAUGAAAUCAGUGUUAACAAUAUAACACAUAAACUUUGUAGUAAUAAUUGCUUUAAUGAAUACAGAUUGACUAAUGGUCUAAUAAUGAACUGCUGUGAACAGUGUAGCAAGUAUAUGCCCAAGAAUACUGGACACAAGGUCCUGAUUACAGGUCAGCAAAAGAGAUUCUGCUGCCAGAAUUGUGUCAAUGAAUAUAAAGAGAUAAUGGAAAAAAGAUCAAAAUUAUCACUUUUACAAAACAGAAAAAGGAAUGCUACCAGAGAAGAAAAUGAAAGAAAAUUACUUGAAUCAAGCACACUUUCAGAAAAAAUAGAAAUACCAGAAAAAAAGGGAAAGAGCUCAGAGGUAAUAAAAGUUGCAGCAGAAUGUAGCCUAGAUGCAUCACGGAAGGAGCAGCAUGGGAACUUGCCUCCUGAGACAGCCAUGCCUGAUACAUUGCAAGAGCAACCGGGAGACAGACGCUCAGAAGAUCCUGCUGUGUCAGCUGUACUGUCUUCAGAUCCAGGCUCAUGGCCCCGAAUUUUGAAUAUGAAACAGCGUGAUAGUCUUGUCAAAAAUGAUCCACCUCAACUAAGAAAUUUCAAUUUUCCAAAAGACAACACAGGGAGGAAGUUUUCGGAAGCGUACUACACACGGAUUCUUCCGAGCGGGGAGAAGACCACCAGAUCCUGGCUUCUCUACUCAGCCUCCAAAGACUCGGUGUUUUGUCUGUAUUGCAGACUCUUUGGAGAAGGGAAGAAUCAACUGAAAAAUGAGAAUGGGUGCAAAGAUUGGCAGCAUCUGUCACAUAUUCUCGGGAAACAUGAGGAAAGUGAAAUGCACAUUAACAACAGUGUUAAGUAUUCCAAAUUAAAAUCUAACUUGAAUGGUAAAACUGAUGAAGCUGAUAUAGAGCGUAGAUUUUAUGAGGAUGGGGAAAAUGGUGUGCUCCUGUUGUACACAUAAUGUCCUGUCUGCUCUAGACAUCGCAGUGUCUGCAUUACACAGAAAAGUUUUGUACCAGGAGACAGUACCAUUACAUUGUGGCACUCUUAAGUGGAGGAACUUACAGGAGUUCGUUACCACUACGUCUAAUAGCAAAUAAAUAGUAAAAAUAUUCCUGUUUCAAAUUGAAAAGCCAUUGGAGUGAAUAAUGUUCUUGCAGAUUUUAUUAAAGGCAGUUUGAGUUCUAUCACUAUGGGCAUUCUCGCCUUAUAAAGUUGUUCUUAGAGGACUUCCACUUAAUGGCCUGAGGGCCAGAAAAGACAAGAUACAUUAUAGAACAAGCAUUUUUUUUAACAUUGUUAAAAAUAUAUUCAGGUUGGGCAGGGUUGGCAUACCCCUUUUAACCCAGCUCUCAGGAGACAGAGGCAGGUGGGUCUCUGUGAGUUCAAGGCCAGCCUGGUCUACAGAGUGAGUUCCAGGACAGCCAGGGAUACAAAAAAAAA
Molecule: messenger RNA, 2688 nt
Organism: Peromyscus eremicus (cactus mouse)
Lineage: Eukaryota; Metazoa; Chordata; Mammalia; Rodentia; Cricetidae
Gene: Zmym5
Product: zinc finger MYM-type containing 5
Exons: 7
Coding region: 332-2206 (624 amino acids)
Molecular function (GO): zinc ion binding
Source: RefSeq, a predicted model, not a curated record